This is a messenger RNA of Manis javanica (Malayan pangolin), 9156 nucleotides long. RefSeq lists its product as uncharacterized. Lineage: Eukaryota; Metazoa; Chordata; Mammalia; Pholidota; Manidae. Gene Ontology annotation, biological process: regulation of transcription by RNA polymerase II. Gene Ontology annotation, molecular function: DNA-binding transcription factor activity; RNA polymerase II cis-regulatory region sequence-specific DNA binding. The record is from RefSeq and is a predicted model, not a curated record.
CCAAUUUUAUUUUCUUCUUCUUCGGUACUGGAAUAUGUCUCCAUGCUUUCUGUGUCCCUUGGUAAAGUGAUAAAAGGUAUUUUAACAAGUCAUGUCACCUGAGGACCAGACUGGGGGUGUGCAGGUGGCAGAGCGGACGUCUUCAAACAUCCCGAGGGCCAGCUUGGGAAGGAUGGAGCAGAUUGCUUCUGUCUCGCAGGGGAAUGGGUCCCUGCAGACGCUCCCAUCUGGGACAGAGACAGCUUGGGGACCAGGAAGCAAGGGAACCUGACCUCAAAUCUCCAGAACCUGAGGCCCUGGGUGCCAGGACUCUGCAGGCUCCCUGCUGGGCUCACAGACACUCAGCAACUGUCCCCGGUGUGCGUGAAUCAUGGGAGAUUUUUCUACCCCUCAGAUUGGUCUUCCAGGCGGAGCACACUGCCUCAUGAAAGGGCAAGUUAGGAAAUCACCCUUUAUCUGGGACUCUGCAGAGGUGGGGGCCAAGAAUCCAACAGGCCAGGUUGUGGGGAGCGGAGGGGGCUCAGCUUUAGGAGCCAGAGUGCUCCGCCUCUGAGCCUGAGACCCAGCGGAGAGACCCAGCAGCACGGAGCCCGGAUGGGGCCUCCAGGCCCGGCCUCUCGUCCCAAUCUGCCUCUGGCCACUGCCUUCUGUCACUUAACCUGUGAUCUACAUUCUCUUCCUAUGGGAAAUCACUGUCCCCAGUGUCAAAUGAUUCCAACAGUUUAAAUGAGGAAAAACAGGACUCCUUCCGGGGCAAGUCCCCAGCCUUGCUGAGUUACUUUUAAAAUGCUCAUUAAAGCAAUUUAAUUAAACUAGAAAACAAUAUGUUGUUUCAAAAAAUUAGCAAAGACCCUGACAAAGAGGCAAUGGAGUCACUGGCCCAGAAAGCCGCCUGACCUUCCCAGGAGGCAGGGUUCUAGGCACUCUCAAACUGUGUACGUUCUCUGAUGGACAAACCCACUGGUAGGAAUAUGUUCAAAGAACUAAUCCAAAAGAAAACACGUAUGUAAAAAGUUGUUCACAGAAACACUAACAGUCUAACCAGCAAGAAUAUGGCCAACCAAUCCUGUCUGAAGAAGUGAUGUCUGAGAUCUAAAGGAAGUGAGGGGGUGACAAACAGUGGGAACAACAGGGGGAGCAGCAGGUGCACAGACCCAACGUGGGAAGCUAGGGUGGCCAGGGCCGAGUGAAUGAACAGGAGGGUGGGUAGUAGGGUAGCUGGUCACGUGGUGCCGAGGUGGUGAGGACCUGGUGCACCCCGGUGAGCACCUGGGCUUUUCUUCUGGAGGAGAGGAGAGCCACGGGAGGGCGCUGAGCGGGCUGGUAGCGGCGGCCUCGUCGGGGAAGAGCAGGGUGGGAAGAAGGUCCCGGAGCGCGACGGGAGGGCUGCUGGGGUGGAUCGGGUCGGUGGCCGAGGAGGUGGGUAGGACUCGGUGUACGUUUGGAAGGUGGAGCCUAGAGGCUUCGCCGACCGAGUGGAAGAGUUAGCAGGGGAGGGAGGUGCAGAACGGGACUCCCAGGGCUGCCUUCAGCUAAGAGACAGGCCGAAUUUCCUCUUGCCCUGAGGGUGGUCAGCAUUUUGCACCCCACUGCCCUGUUCUUGGGCAAACUACCCAGAUCCCGCCGCCCCCACCCCCCGUCCAGUGACAGGCACUGAGCUCUGGGCUCGCCGCUGCCCCUGUGAUGUGCAGUGAGGAAGGUUGGAGGGCAGGGCGGUUAGCCUGGGGCUCACGGCAGCCUCCCGAGCGCCUGGAAUGGUGCCAGGGACACCAAACUUGAGGAACGGAUGAAUGGAGGGUCAAGCGCAGGAGAGGCAGGGCCCACCCACAUCGGGAGGUGGGAGGGGUCCAGGCCGCCGAGUGAGCAGGCGGCGAGGGUGGGCGCGAGGCCAAGGCAGGGUGGUGGCUUGGGGGUCGGGGCUGUCCCCCGCGCCCGCCCCAGUCGACCGGCAGCCUCGCCUGGCCCUGCGGUCCGAUGAGGAGAGCGGAUACCCGCGGAAUCCGGUCCUGUUUGGUGCCAGCAUUUCCGUGUGCCUGGCUGUCUUUCUCUUUGGGGUCAUCGUGGCUUCGUGAGUCACCCCUGCCCUCUCCUGGGGUCCCCAAAUGCCCCACUGGGUCCUCAAAAAUGGCACUGCCCUGGGUAGGUCGCUGUGGCAUUUUGAGAAUAUCUCUGUCUCUGCCUCCUUCUGUCCCUUUUUUGUCUCUCUGUCCUCCUCUGUCAAUCUGUCUGUCUCUCUGUCCAUCUCUCCCAUGUCCCCACCCUCUCACCACCACCACCCCCUGGGCCACAUUAUGUCUUUCCUGAGUCCUCAGAGCGUUGGCCUCUUUGGGUCUCUUCUUCUAUUAAAAAAAAAAAAACACUAAAAAUUAUUUUUGGUGGAUGUGCUGGUAUGAAGACAGAUGUAAUCCAAGCUGGACUCAUUAUGAACACGGAGAGGGCAUCAGCAGGGGGCCCUAGCAAUGAGAAGAGGAGCUUCCCUGGACCUACGAGCACUGGCUGGGUCUUCUUUCCAUGGGGCUGCAAAGGGCUCCCCAGGGCUGCCUGACACCUUCACAGGGUGCUUGUGUGAGUUAAAGAAGCUAAUACAGACCACUGCCUGUGUCAAUAAGUGAUAGCUGUUAUUUCAUUUUGCCAAUGGCUCAUCCAGGUUUUACUCCUGUUCAUACAUCUUUAUAAACAUGAAAGACACAUAACUGCAAUCUUUGGUCUUUUAAUGUUCAUUCGAAAGCGUUUCCCCAUGACAUCAUGUGGUUAUCCUAAUUGACAGAUCUGGGCGUGGCAAUAUGUCACUUCUGCUCACGUUUUAUUGGAGAGAACUUAGUCACAGGGCCGUCACUGACUGCAAGGGAGGCUGGGAAUGUAGUCCAGCCCUGUACCGGACGUGGAGGAAAGGAUUUAGAGAAGAAUUGGACUGUCACGCAUUAUUUAAUGAGGGAAUAUAGGAAGAAAGGCUAGGUGAAGAAAGUGGAGGGGCACUGCUGGACAUCAUGGAGAGACUAAAAUCUACCAGAUAAAUAUGGCAUUAAAAUCCAAAUAGCCCUUUUAAAAAAAUUAGAUUCCUCAUAAUUCUUGUUUGAAAAGAAAAAAUCCAUUUGUUCUUAUUAAUUUUGUACCCAGCAAUUUUACAGAAUUAUCUUGUUAUUUAUCUUAGUGUUUCAGUUGAUUCUCUGAUCUCCAAGAUAUCAACCGUAUAUUCAAAAAAGGAUGAAAAUCCAUCCUUCUCUGUUCCAAUGAUGUAUUUUCUUUCUCUUGUCUAACUAUAUAUUGCUAGUUCUUCCAAAAGUGGUAAUGGUGGAUAUUUUGUUUUGUGUCUGACUUCAAUGAAGAUUAUUUCGGUGUUUUGCCAUUUUGGAUUUUUUAUUAUAUGUAUAUUAUUAAAAACAAGGAGAGGCCAGUAACUCCUUAAGAUUGUUGUCAUACUGUUCAAUAUGAGCCUAUUCUUGAUUAAGUCUGUAUAGAAAUAGAUGAUUGCUGAAUGUCCUCGAAACCGUUCCAUAUCCGUGGGUAUGACUGUACUAUUUUGAUAUCAAUAGGCAAAGUACAUAAUAGUCCAAUACCGAACGUUCCCUGAAUUCCUGGACAUACAUCUCCCAGUUCCCGUAAAGGAGUCCAUUUCCUUUACCACAUCGCCCUUUAAGAGGUGAUAGGAAAAACAGGAAUCCGAUGCCCAGGGAAACUGAGUCAUUAAGUGACAGAGGCUUGAUUCACAUUAGUCUGGAUGGGGCCAACUUGUAUGUGCCCGGAAGCCUUCAUUUAUAGCAGGAGACAUGUGGGUUAGAUGGGUUAAAUGGACUAUGACGUCUCCUCCUACGGAGGACGAAAAGACUGGCUAAAAUGGGAAUAUUUGCGGUUCCAGUACAGCUAGACAUUUUCCAAACACCACGUUUCUUGCAGCUAUAUUUUUAGAGCAUUCUUUCUCCCCAAGCCACGGCCUACGCCCAGACUUCAUUUCCCAGCAUUCCUCAGCCUCCAGAAGCCUUAGGCCGGACGGAGCAUGAACCUGCAAUGGUUUAUGGGAAAUGUAGUCCAGCUGAGAAGGUGCGUUUGAAAUAACAGGAUGUACAGACCCGAGCCAGCGACUGCGCAGGCGCAUUCUGCGGUCCGCGGGAUUGAGGGAAGGCCUGACCGCACUGAGCCACCUGCGGGGACGCACAGGUCUCGUCAGUGUCCCUUAACCUGGGAUGGGCCUUCAGUCUUUCUUUGACCUUCAUGACCUUGGCAAUUCUGAAGAUUAGGCCAUGGACCUGCAGGACGUCCCUCAGUUUGUGUGUGUCACAGCUUCCUCAUGAUUAAAUGUAGGUUAUGCGCUCUGGGGAGGGAUACCUCAGAAGGGACGCUGUAGCCUUAUCAGGUCAGAAGCCCUCGCUCUUGGUUCGCUCAUCACCGGUCACAUCAACCUUGACCACUUGGCUAAAGUGGUGUCCGCCAGGUCUCUCCACUCUAAAGUUGCCCUCUUCUUUUUGUAAUUGAUAAGGGACUUGUUCAGGGUGGGGGAGGGAGGGAAUAGUUACAACUAUUUAAGACUCUAUUUCCUCAUUUUCUUGUCUAAAUUUCACCCACUGGUUUCAGCACCUUCAGUUUCAGCGCAUGUUCCUACGUACCUGAGUGUACAUGCAGCUGUUAGCCGGGAACACACGUGAGGCUCUGAGUGGUUAUAUUUCUGGGCUCUGUUCAUUUCCCAUUGUGGCUAUCACAAAUUACCAUGACCUUGGUGGCUUCAAACAACACAAAUAUACUCUCUGACAGUUCUGGAGGUUAGACACUAAAUGGGUUUCACUGGGCUGAAAUCAAGGUGUCAGCAAAGCUGUGCUCCACUUGGAGGCACUAGGGGAGAAUUGUUCUUUUGCUCUUCCAGCUUCUGGAGGCACUUGCUGAGGUGUGGCCCCUUCCUCCAGCUUCAAAGCCAGAGCCUAGUGUCUUCUCUCUCUGACUCUGCACCUCUUCUGUGACCUGGCCCUUUCCUCUGUCAGGUAGCUCUCUCCCUCCCUCUUAUACAGGCACUUGUGAUUGCAUUUAGGGCUCACCCAGAUAAUCUAGGAUCAUCUUCCCAUCUAAAGUGGCUUAAUUUAAUCACAUCACAGGUUCACGCCAGGGAUAUCUUUUGAAACCUUAUUGAGCCCACCACGUGGCCUAUGUCUUGGUCUGUCUCCCCCACCUGGUGGGGAGCCCCUUGAAUGUGGAGCUGCACCUCACUCAUCUCUGUCCCCAGAACCCCGAAUGGAGCCUGCCACUCCCAUGGGGCUCAGAGCAUAUUUGAUGAAUGAAUGGGAGUGACCAUGGUCUGAACACCAACUUUUCCUUGGCAGGAAUUCUUAAACUGUAUUUCAGCAGGUGUCAAUCUUUCUUCAAACAACCUCUUAAGCUUAGGAGUGGAUCCUUGAGCAGGAUUUGUACAACAGAAAGAGCUCUGCAAAGUGUGGUCCAUCCACAGGGGAAUAGUAUUCAGCCACGAAAAAGGAAUGAAGCCCUGAUCUGUGCUGUAACAUGGAUGAGCUGUGAACACAUGGUGCUGAGUGAAAGAGGCCAGACACAAAAGCCCAUAUUGUAGGGUGUAUACGAAAUGUUCAGAACAGAGGUGCAUGACCAGGAUCCAGCAAUGGCCACCAGGAUCCUGAUGGCCAAGGACCAGGAAGCAGUGACCUUCAAGGACGUGGCCGUGGACUUCACCCUGGAGGAGUGGGGCCAGCUGGGGCUUGGCCAGAGGGAGUUGUAUCGGGAUGUGAUGCUGGAGAACUACCAGAACCUUCUCUCAGUGGGGGCAGGGCUUCCUGGAUUCAAGCCCGAUGUGAUCUCCCGCCUGGAAAGAGGUGAAGAACCCAGGAUGGAGGAGAGAGAAGCCCAGCAAGUUACCUGUCCUGACUUGCAGACAAGCUCUACAACUACUCUGGAGACACUUCCCAAAAAGAGCAUUUCUGAAGAGACAGCUUCCCCAAUGGGAACAAUGGGGGGAAUUUUAAGGGCAGUGCUUGGAAAUGUCAAACUGGGGGAAUCCUGGACAUGUGGCAAUCAGUUGGAGGACCUGGGAAAGCAGAAGAGGCAUUUGAGGUGUUUGUUUGCCGCUCCCUGGGAAAUUAUGUGUGGGGAGAGAGGCCCCGGCUGUAAUGAGCUUGGCAGAAGCCUCAGGCAGACAUCAGCCUUCAUCGGGAAGCAAAGGGUGCCUGGGGGAGAGAGUCCUCGGAAGUGGACUGGGCCACCAGAGAGUCUGAGACGCCAAAGAACCUGUGCAGAAAAGAAGCCAUUUAACUGCACAGAAUGUGGAAAAGCCUUCGCUUACCAUUCAGACUAUAUUCUGCACCAGAGAAUGCACACUGGAGAGAAACCCUACAAGUGUAAUGAUUGCGGGAAGGCGUUCAGCAAUAGCUCCUACUUCAUUCAGCACCACAUCAUUCACACGGGCGAGAAGCCCUACACAUGCAACGAAUGUGGCAAGACCUUUACUCAGAGCUCAUCACUUACUGAGCACCAGAGGAUCCACACCGGGGAGAAACCAUACAAGUGCAAGGAGUGUGGGAAGGCCUUCACCCAGAGCUCCUCACUCAUUAAACACCAACGAUGCCAUACUGGGGAGAAGCCCUAUAAAUGCAAACAGUGUGGGAAGUUCUACUCGCAGGUGUCCCACCUUACCCGCCACCAGAAAAUUCACACAGGGGAGAAGCCCUACAAAUGUGGUGAGUGUGGCAAGGCUUUCUGUCACACGUCCUCCCUGACUCAGCACCAGACGAUCCACACCGGAGAGAAGCCCUACAAAUGUAAUGAAUGUGGGAAGACCUUCAGCCACAGCUCGUCACUGACUCAGCAUCAGCGAGUUCACACGAGAGAAAAGCCCUAUGAGUGUCCUGUUUGUGGCAAGUCCUUCAGCCAUAGCUCGUCCCUGACUCAGCAUCAGAGGAUUCACACCGGCGAGAAGCCCUACCAGUGUAACCAGUGUGGGAAGACAUAUACGCAGAUCUCCCACCUCAUGAGGCACCAGAGCAUUCACAUGGGGGAGAAGCCCUAUGUGUGCAAUGAGUGUGGGAAGGCUUUCAGUCACACCUCAUCAUUCACACAACACCAGACCAUUCAUACUGGUGAGAAGCCCUACAAAUGCAGUGAAUGUGGGAAGACCUUCAGCCAGAACUCUUCACUUACACGCCACCAAAGGAUUCACACCGGGGAGAAGCCCUAUGAGUGUAAAGUCUGUGGAAAGGCCUACACUCAGAUUUCCCACCUUACCCAACACCAGAGGAUUCACACAGGAGAGAAACCUUAUGACUGCAGGGAGUGUGGAAAAGCCUUCAGCCGGAGCACCCACCUUAGCGAGCAUCAGAAAAUCCAUGGUGAGAAACCCUAUAAGUGUAAGGAAUGUGGGAAAAUGUUCAGUCACAGCUCCUCCCUCACGCAACAUCAGAGAAUUCACACUGGUGAGAAACCCUACACCUGUAAGGAGUGUGGGAAAGCCUUCAACCAAAUCAUCCACCUCGUUCAGCAUCAGAGAAUUCAUACCAGAGAGAAGCCCUACAAAUGUAGCAACUGUGGGAAGACCUCCACCCAGAUUCCACAUCUUAUACAACACCAGAAAUUUCACAUGAGUGGCAAACACUAUGUGUGUAAAGAAUGUGGACAAGAUUUCAGCUGGAAUUCACACCUGAUGGAACAUCAGAGACUUCACACUGCACACAGUGUCUUUGUCUGCACUGGUUUUGGGAAAGCCUUUGCUUGGGGGGCACAGCUUCCAGAUUAUCAGAGAGUUCAUGCUGACUGAAAAGCCUGAGAAUGUAACACACUGAUGAUUCUGCUUUGGGUUCCAUUCAGCCUUCUUCAGCACUAAUAACUUCCUCCCAGAGAGGAACCUUAACACCAUAUGGUGAGAGAGUUGGUUUCUUUAUUUGCUGGAAAGAGGAUAGCACAGUUUAUUACCAGCUGGGACAACUUCUGAUCAUUUUAGAAGCUUCCCCAUAAAAUCUCAGCUUCCCAGCCCCCAUUUCUUCAACCUUACGGUAUCCCCCAGGGGACAGCCUAAAUGGGGUGCAACUUCCUUCGGAUCUUUAAUAAGCCAUCUCUGAGCUUUUUUAAUGUAUUGAUCAUUCAUUAAAUUGGAGCCUGGAAAUUCAAGGAAAAAACACAGCUGGAAAGAUUAACCCCUUAAAAUAAUAGUCUCAAACAUAUGUAGCUGAACAUAAUGCUAGAUGAAGUGAAUUUCCUUUAAAAUUUUAAGUUACAAAUUUCACCGCAACAUCUGCAGCUGGCAUAAACACUGAAUGUGUUUCACAUAUUUACGCCCAUUUUUUACAUCUUGUUUCUGUCUUUUUCACAUCCAGGAUUUAUGCUUUACAAAGCAAUUGCCCUAUUAAGCAUCACUUUCUGAUUUUAUUCAUGCCCAAAGGCAGGUUUUUCUUUCCUCAUUUUUUGAAACAUAGUAUCUAUUUUUUUAUUUAUAAAAAUAAUAUACAUAUUUUAUAACAAGAAAAAAUUUUAAUUAAAAUUACAUAUACUCACUGUAAAGGAUAAUUUGGAAAAUAUAGAGGAGUAUGAACUAAAAUACCAAUUCCCCAUAAUCCCACAGCCCAGAGAAACCCACUAGUCAGUUUUGGGUGAAUUUCUUUCUGGCUUUGUUUUCUCCCAUGUUCCAUAACCAUGUUUUUAAGUGUUGGAAAAUUUGGAUAAAAAAACAAAAGCCAUGUGCUUAUCUACAACUUGGCCACUCUCAAAAGUCACAGUGUUUUGAUUUUUUUCAUAUUUCCUUCCAAAUAUCAUUUUUAUUUAUUAACAUUUUAUUAUUUCACAGAACUGGCCAAACUAAUUUCCUUACACAUUAUUUCCAUUCAUUUUUAUAUAAUAAUAUGUCAGAGAAUCUAUUCUGAUUUAAAGUUAAAUUACCACACACUCUCCUGGGAUAUUUAUUUUAUCUGGUAAAAAUCUUUCAGUGCUUAAAAUGGGGGGAGGUUGCAUUGGAUAGCAUCUUAUCACCAAAGAAACACACUUCAACUAUAAAUGAAAUAUGUGUCCUUUCAUUCAAAUGCCUGAAUCCUUUUUUUAAAAUUGGAAUGAAGUUGAUAUACAAUAUUAUACUGGCUUCAGAUGUACAACAUGGUGACUUGAUAAUAUUACUAAAAUGCUUGCCACGGUAAAUGAAGCCAUAUGUCAUUUUUAAAUAAAUGUUAUUUUUUAAAAUUGUGA